This is a messenger RNA of Struthio camelus australis, 658 nucleotides long. The record is from RefSeq and is a predicted model, not a curated record. NCBI's taxonomy places the organism in Eukaryota, Metazoa, Chordata, Aves, Struthioniformes, Struthionidae.
AUGUCUGAUCCCUGUGGGAUGAGGAGUAACAAUUUGCGGAGGGGGGAAAUCUGCUUGUGCUUCCAUUUUGCUAUCUCAUGUUAUAAACGAUCUCUUCCAGCAGUUAGCUGUGCAAAUACAUGUGUUGCUGCUAAUUGCAUAACAAGAAUAACCAGAUUUGUGUACAUUUCUUUUUCUUUUUUAAAGCCUGAGACUGCAGCUGUGCUGAAGCGCACUGUUGAGGCUCUUAUGGAGAGAGGAGCCAUUGUGAGGAACCUAGAGAACCUGGGAGAAAGGUCUCUACCUUAUAAAAUCUCCAAGCACAAACAGCGUCACAGAAGAGGAGGGUAUUUUUUGGUAGACUUUGAGGGCCCACCUUCGAUUGUAUCGACCAUGAUGGAUCAUUUAGGACGUGAUAUUGAUGUAAUUAGACGUACUUUCCUAAAGCAUCCAGUAUCAAAGACAGAAGAAUGCAGUGGCAUAAUCCCAGUCAACUAUGAAGAUAAACUAAUUGCCAAGAAGAAAUGAAUAUUCCAAAUAACAUGUUCAAAACUUAAAAAAAAAAAAAGAUUUUUAGCCUUGCUUUGGGAUACUAUUGUGAUAACUAAUAUUCAUGAAAAAUAAUCAGUUUUAGCCAUGUGAUGUGUGUGGUAUAGUACAUGAUCUUAAGUUAUUUUAA